Molecule: messenger RNA, 2063 nt
Organism: Zea mays
Lineage: Eukaryota; Viridiplantae; Streptophyta; Magnoliopsida; Poales; Poaceae
Product: ferredoxin C 2, chloroplastic
Exons: 8
Coding region: 933-1850 (305 amino acids)
Biological process (GO): DNA integration
Cellular component (GO): chloroplast
Molecular function (GO): iron-sulfur cluster binding; nucleic acid binding
Source: RefSeq, a predicted model, not a curated record
UCGCGCUAGAAUUCAGUCUCGUCUUGCUCGCUCACGCAGUUGGCACUCGUCGCGGCAGUCGGCGCUGUCCCCUCCCCUCCCCUCCCGCCGGUCGCUGCAGUCGGCGCCCAACCCGUCCCUCCGUCCGCCAGAGCACAUCUCACGCUGCGGGUCGAACAGCCCGAACGUCAAUCAGGUUUCAGGCCGACGGCGGCACGAUGACCUGCCCCGCCGCCACCGCCACCGCCACCACGGCUCGCAUCGGGGCGCGGAGAGGACCGUGCCUGUGGAGGAGCGAGAGGAGGGCCAGCUUCCUCGUCCGUUCCACGUCCCUGCUCCCGGACCGCCCGGCCCGGGACACGAGGGCGCGCGCCGCCUCGGAGCUGCAGCAAGCGCCUCGACCAGCCUCCGCUACCGUCCCCGCUCACAAGGUCACCGUCCACGACCGCCAGCGCGGGGUCAUCCACGAAUUCGUCGUGCCCGAGGACCAGUACAUUCUGCACACGGCGGAGGCGCAGGACAUCAGGCUGCCGUUCGCGUGCCGCCACGGUUUAUGCAUCCGGGGGCUCAAGUUGGAUACUCGACAGCGGGUGCACAAACCAUAUGACUGGGGAGAAAAGAAUGUUCUCCUCAUAUGAGAAAAACCAAGAUCCCCAACGAGCUAUCACAUUCGGGGAUGGAAAUCAAGGUUUGGUCAAAGGACUUGGUAAAAUUGCUAUAUCUCCUGACCAUUCUAUUUCCAAUGUUUUCUUGUUGAUUCUUUAGAUUACAACUUGCUUUCUGUUUCUCAAUUAUGUCAAAUAGGCUACAACUGUCUUUUUACUGAUGUAGGUGUCACUGUCUUUAGAAGAAGUAAUGAUUCAAUAGCAUUUAAGGGUGUGUUAGAGGGUCAGCUAUACUUAGUAGAUUUUGAUAGAGCUGAACUCGACACAUGCUUAAUUGCUAAGACUAACAUGGGUUGGCUCUGGCACCGCCGACUAGCCCAUGUUGGGAUGAAGAAUCUUCAUAAGCUUCUAAAGGGAGAACACAUUUUAGGAUUAACAAAUGUUCAUUUUGAGAAAGACAGGAUUUGUAGCGCAUGUCAGGCGGGGAAGCAAGUUGGAGCUCAUCAUCCACACAAGAACAUCAUGACGACCGACAGGCCACUGGAGCUCCUACACAUGGAUCUAUUCGGCCCGAUUGCUUACAUAAGCAUCGGCGGGAGUAAGUACUGUCUAGUUAUUGUGGAUGAUUAUUCUCGCUUCACUUGGGUAUUCUUUUUACAGGAAAAAUCUCAAACCCAAGAGACCUUGAAGGGAUUCUUGAGACGGGCUCAAAAUGAGUUCGGCUUAAGGAUCAAGAAAAUAAGAAGCGACAACGGGACGGAGUUCAAGAACUCACAAAUUGAAGGCUUUCUUGAGGAGGAGGGCAUCAAGCAUGAGUUCUCUUCUCCCUACACCCCUCAACAAAAUGGUGUAGUGGAGAGGAAGAAUCGAACUCUAUUGGACAUGGCAAGAACCAUGCUUGAUGAGUACAAGACACCGGACCGGUUUUGGGCCGCAGCGGUCAACACCGCCUGCUACGCCAUCAACCGGUUAUAUCUUCACCGAAUCCUCAAGAAGACAUCAUAUGAACUCCUAACCGGUUGCUGCACAAGCUGUGCAGUCCGAAUAAAAUCAGGACAGAUAAGGCAGCCUGAAGCACUUGGGAUAUCUGCAGAACUAAAAGAUAAGGGCUAUGCUUUGUUGUGUGUUGGUUUCCCAUCUGGCGAUGUUGAAGUCGAGACUCAAGAUGAAGAUGAGGUAUAUUGGCUCCAAUUCGGGAGAUACUUUGCACGAGGGCCAGUGGAAAGAGAUGAUUACGCGCUAGAACUUGCAAUGGGAGACGAAUGAGCUGUGCCUAAGAGACCUUGCCAUCUAAAAUUUGAAUACCAUCUCAAAUUUGGACCCAUGUAGUUCUGAGUAUGCCGGUUAUCUUUUUGUGGCUCCAAAUCUCACUCUCAGCCUUCUUUCCUUCGGCUGUUAGCGUUUAGAGUGACAAGGACACUUCCUGAGAGGAGGAAUAAAGUUCUGCUCUGCUCUCUAUUUUCCAGGUUGCCCCCUUCC